Messenger RNA from Insectozyma verbasci, 561 nucleotides. The record is from the annotation of a GenBank genome assembly. NCBI's taxonomy places the organism in Eukaryota, Fungi, Ascomycota, Pichiomycetes, Serinales, Debaryomycetaceae.
AUGCAAUCUUAUCUACGAUUAUUCAAUACAACAACUUCUUUUUAUUAUUCAAAUGAUAUAAAUAAUCCAUCUAAAUUACUAAUACAAAUUAUUAUAUUACAAUUAUUUUAUUAUCUUACAGCUAUUAUCAUAUUUUAUUUAGUUGCAAUUUUAAAUGGUUAUCAAUUUAAAUUGGAUUGGAUAUUCUCAUGGGAAUUAAUAGAUUCAACAAAUGCAAUGGGAUUAAUAUUAUUUUGUUUAUGGUUAAUUGAUUCUUUAUUAUGUGUUUUAUUUGUUACUAUUAUAGUUGGUAGAUCCAAAUUAGCUUGGGAUUUUGCAAUUACUGUUCAUAUUAUAAAUUUAAUUAUUUCAUGGACUUAUACUGGUUCUUUUCCAACUAGUUUAUUAUGGUGGUGCUUACAAAUUAUAAGUGGUACUAUAUUAGUAUUAUUAUCAACAUAUUCAACAAGAUGGAAAGAGUUGAGAACUACUUUUUUUAAUAAUAUGUUGGAGACUAAUGAAACAACAACAACAACAACAAGAAGUAAUGAUGAUAUAGAAAUGGUUAAUCAACAAGUGUAG